CCAGCUCCUUCGCAGCGAGCGGCAGAGCCGGGGCCUGCGGCCUGGGCUCCAGGGAGGAUGAAGCAGGCCCUGGUGGAUGAUACUGAGGAUGUAUCCUUGGACUUCGGCAACGAAGAGGAGCUGGCCUUUCGGAAAGCCAAAAUCAGGCACCCCUUGGCCACCUUUUUCCACCUGUUUUUCCGAGUGAGUGCCAUCGUCACCUACGUGUGCUGUGACUGGUUCAGCAGAAGCUUUGUGGGCUGUUUUGUCACUGUGCUUCUCCUUCUGUCCUUUGACUUCUGGUCUGUGAAGAACGUAACCGGGAGGCUCAUGGUGGGCCUCCGCUGGUGGAACCAGGUGGAUGAAGAUGGGAAAAGCCACUGGAUUUUUGAGGCCAGAAAGGUGUCUCCGAACAACAUCGCUGCCACGGAAGCGGAAGCCCGGAUCUUCUGGCUCGGCCUCAUUAUUUGCCCGAUGAUCUGGAUCGUGUUCUUCUUUAGCACCUUAUUUUCCUUGAAGCUCAAGUGGCUGGCCCUCGUGAUAGCUGGGAUUUCUCUCCAGGCUGCUAACCUGUAUGGCUACAUCCUUUGUAAGAUGGGAGGCGAGAGUGACAUCAGCAAAGUCACAGCCGGUUUUCUGUCCCAGACGGUGUUCCAGACGGCUUAUUCAGAGGCAGCAGUAGCUGAAGGGAGAGGUUCUGUCAUCAAAUGAGCUUCCAGCAGAGAAUUCCAUGACCAACAAGCCAUUGGUUUUCAGUGAAGCAGGCCUUGGGGAAGGUUUGAGGAGACGAUUUUAUUUUUUAAAUGGCACAUUUAUAAACAACGCCCUUUACAUGUGUUGUAAAGAAAAUGGUACAAGUAUUAGAUGAUUAAAGUGUCUGCUAAAGUGACUUUA
Messenger RNA from Miniopterus natalensis, 873 nucleotides. It is a transcript of the gene TVP23A, whose product is annotated as trans-golgi network vesicle protein 23 homolog A. Gene Ontology annotation, cellular component: Golgi membrane. The record is from RefSeq and is a predicted model, not a curated record. NCBI's taxonomy places the organism in Eukaryota, Metazoa, Chordata, Mammalia, Chiroptera, Miniopteridae. Gene Ontology annotation, biological process: vesicle-mediated transport; protein secretion.